UAUGGCAACCUGAAUUAUUAUUAUAUAAGUAAAUAUCAAAUUGAUAUAUCAAUUACCUAUUUGCAGUAUGCAGAGUAAAGACAAAUCGUGUGUCAUACAAAUUGAAGACGAUUAUACCACACACCAAAUAAAGAACAAAAUGUUUGAAAAUCUGACGAGUUAUGGAAUCCAGAUAAUUACAUUUUCUUUCAUAGUAAUAAUAUAUAUGCUAAUUAGCAUCAUUCAAAAUCAAUUAACGCCGAUAAAGUUUGAUGGUCUGGACUUGCAGGACAAAUCACAGCCCAGUUCGGUUCCAAUCAUGUACGUUCCACCUCAUCUGAGGAACAGACCGUAUAAUUCCAGAGCAGUAGAACCAGCAUCUUGUCUGAUUGACGAGUUCCGCUGUAACGACGGGCGAUGCAUUUAUUAUACACAAUAUUGCGAUGGUAUACCUCACUGUUCCGACGGUUCGGACGAAGAAGAAACGUGUUUGGAGAAGAAAAAUAGAAUUGAUAACUCACGAGAUCGUCCUGCUCCAAUAAUCAGAGCUGUUGGUCGCAACCGAGAAGUAAUCGAAGGUGGACACACUAAUCUCCGGUGUGUGCUUCCCAGAUCAAGCGAACAAUACACCGUGAAAUGGAGUCGUAACCGAUCACCACUUCCACAUGAUAGUCAAAUACGAGGAGACGUAUUAAGCUUACGAAACUUACGUUUAAAGGACACUGGUCGUUAUUUAUGUAAAGUUCAUAGUCCGUACGGUUCAACUUAUGACUACAUAGAUCUCCGUGUUCUCCCAUCUUGUCUGAUUGACGAGUUCCGCUGUAACGACGGGCGAUGCAUUUAUUAUACACAAUAUUGCGAUGGUAUACCUCACUGUUCCGACGGUUCGGACGAAGAAGAAACGUGUUUGGAGAAGAAAAAUAGAAUUGGUUUGUAAUUAUAUAAUUGAGUAUAUUUAGGUAUAUCUUUUGUUUUGAUUUUUUUCAAUAAAUUUUUGUCAAUUAAAAAAAUAAAAAAUUGUUCACAUAAAA
Aphis gossypii (cotton aphid) is the source of this 1010-nucleotide messenger RNA. RefSeq names its product low-density lipoprotein receptor-like. Bases 68 to 916 code for a protein of 282 amino acids. Gene Ontology annotation, molecular function: protein binding. Lineage: Eukaryota; Metazoa; Arthropoda; Insecta; Hemiptera; Aphididae. The transcript is spliced from 7 exons. The record is from RefSeq and is a predicted model, not a curated record. Gene Ontology annotation, cellular component: plasma membrane.